This is a messenger RNA of Anolis carolinensis (green anole), 2495 nucleotides long. RefSeq names its product OTU deubiquitinase 1 (gene otud1). The transcript is spliced from 2 exons. Lineage: Eukaryota; Metazoa; Chordata; Lepidosauria; Squamata; Anolidae. The record is from RefSeq and is a predicted model, not a curated record. Gene Ontology annotation, molecular function: cysteine-type deubiquitinase activity. Gene Ontology annotation, biological process: protein K63-linked deubiquitination. Bases 161 to 1267 code for a protein of 368 amino acids.
GGCGGGCGGGGAGGGGGAGCGGCGGUUGGGGCGAGGGUGAUGCGCGCGUCUAUUUCCGAGCGGUCGCCUCACCCUUGGCGGCGGGCGGCGAGGAGGGGCCGCGCUCUGGCCUUGGCCCGGCCUCCCCCCGCGGGCCGCCGGGGCCUAUAAAGCGAGGAGGAUGCAGCUCUUCAGCACCGCCGUCGCUCACUACCCGCCGCCUUCCGCCCCCAACGCAGCCACAGCCUCCACCUCAGCAGCAGCAGGAGGAGGAGGAGGCCCCAACGCCGCCAGUGGGCCCAGCGUCGCCUUCAAGGCUUCCCCGGAGCCCGCACCGGGCAACGAGAGCGACAACCCUUGCGAAGCAGCCGCCAUUAUGCCCGCCUUCUCCUGCUUGGAGCUGCUCCCCGCGGCGCAACGGAAGCCCGCCAUGAUCCGCCGCCGGCCUCUGGAGAGAGCCGCGGAGUUGCCGGCCUGGCUGCCGCUCGAAAGCGGGGAGGCCGCCACUACGACAGCAGCAACAGCAGCCUCAGCAGGGCCUUGCCCGGAGUUGCUCGCCAUUGAGCCGGAGCCCAGCAACCGCGGCCUGCGUUUCGGUGAGCACUGCCAGGCCCUCCAAGCAGCAGCAGCAGCAUCGCCUCCGUUGGAAGAGGAUCGGCCCGCGCAUCCUUCGGAGCGGAGUGAAAAGCUGGCCCUGUACCUGGCCGAGGUGGAUAAGCAGGACAAAUAUCUCAGGCAGCAAGGCCGCUUCCGCUUUCAUAUCAUCCCGGAUGGGAACUGCCUGUACCGUGCUGUCUGCCAGGCGACUCAUGGCGAGCAGCGGCGCCACAGCGAGCUCCGCGAGCAGACUGUACACUACAUUGCCGACCACCUGGAGCACUUUGGCGCCGUCAUUGAGGGCGAUGUGGGCGAGUUCCUAGUCAACGCGGCACAAGAUGGGGCCUGGGCGGGCUACCCGGAGCUAUUAGCCAUGGGCCGCAUGCUGGGCCUGACUGUGCGCCUCACUACUGGCGGCCGGCCUGAGAGCCCAACUGUGGCCACCAUGGAGCAUGCCCUGCCUGGCCUGGGUCCCGCACCUGCUCCCCGCCGCACCAUCUGGCUCAGUUGGCUUAGCAGUGGGCACUAUGACGCUGUGCUCGACCGGCCCUGCGCCAACCCCGAGUACGAGGCGUGGUGCCGGCACGCCCAGGCCCAGCGCCGCCGCGAUGAAGAGCUGGCCAAGGCCAUGGCGCUCUCGCUCUCCCGGAUGUAUCUCGAGCAGGGCAGGGGCGCUGCAGCUGGGUCCUGACUCCCAGCCUCGCCAGAGAAGGGCAGUCAGGGAGGAAGGAAGGGCUCGCCCCUGAGGCCUUAAGACUUUUUGCGGGACCAGCCCAGUCUGACCAAGGUCUGUACAGGCCUGGGCCCUCCGGGUGUUUUGGAUUCUAACUCCCAUAAUUCCUAACAGCCUUGGGCCCCUUCCUUUCCCCCCUCAGCAGCUGAGGGGGAAAAGGAAAGGGCCUGAGGCUGUUAGGAAUUGUGGGAUUUGGAGUCCAAAACACCCAGAGGCCCCAAGUUUGCCCAGGCCUGGUCUAUAUCAACACACACAGAGCCCUUUCUUCUUUUGGCACAAUUGAAACAAAAACACAAUUUGUAGUCUCUUAAUGCCAAAAAUAAGUCAGUAAGAGACCGGUUUUUGUUUUUGUUUUCUUUGAGUUUCAUUCAUACUAAUAUGGUUUGUUGCCUAACAGUUUGUUCGAAACAGGCAUACUACUAUCAUCCUGUUAAUAGAAAAAGUGUGUUAUUUUUCUUCUCGCGAUGUACUGAGAGAAAGCCAAUGAUUUCCAGAUCCUUUUCAAAAGAGAGAAAUGUGUACUUUUUAAAAGAAGCAGUAAUGUUUAAAUUGGUAUCUUUUAAAGAUGAAUUGACUACUCUGUAGAGUGGGAUUUUUUUUUCCUCCCAGAUAGUUGAAACGUGUUUUUUUCUUCUUCUUCCAAGAAUGGUACAAAGAGCAAUUGUGACUUUCUGGUGUUCAGUUGUUUUCUAAAGUAAACUGUUUUUUUCAAUUUUAUUGCCUGGUUGGUGCCACCUUUUUUUGGAUCUUCAUCAACCAAAAAAAAAAAUCACAAAGGCUUCGAUUGUGAAGGACCUGCUGAAAUUGUUCUUUAAGAAUGGCCUUGAUUUGUGGUCUUGUUUUUUUAAUGGGUAUACAUGCUUCCUGCCUGCCUUCUGACAGCACACUAGCAGGUUCAUUUUAUCACAUUUUAUUCUUUAGAUGUUUUCUAAUGGCUAAUAAUGGGCUUGCUCUGGUAUUAUGUAAAAAAUUUAUACUAAGUUUAUAUGGUUUGCUGGGUCAAACAUUCAAGGUUUUCAAGGUAAAAGCCACCUUCUUUAAUUUCUAGUUAAAUUGAAAUGGCUAGAUAUAUUUAUUAAGUAAUGGAGUUUGUACUUUUUUAUUUUGUGACUUUUGAAUUUAUACUGUAUUUGUAUAAUAGGAAAAUUCUUAGCUAUUCUGAAAUAAAUGUAUAGUUUUGCUUGGA